AUGCGGAAUUUCCAGGGUCCUAGGACAGGGGAAUUAUUUUAUGAGUCAUUUGAAGCAGCGCCUUUGUCUACAGCAGUGCUGACCUACUUAAGCUUUCUUAUUCUUAAUGUUUUGGGACGACUUCAAGAUUUUUUGAGAUUUCUUCAUAUUUUAAAAAAUCACUCAGUGACGGAGCCAGAACGCACCAGAUCUUUUGUUCCAUUGUAUUCUUCAUAUGAGGCCUUUUAUACCCGAAAUUUGUAUCGUCGAGUCCAAGAUUGUUGGAAUAGACCUAUUUGUUCUGCUCCAGGGAGUGAAAUGUUGGUCAUGAAUCGCAAGUCACCGGACUGUGGAUGGACGUUGAAUUUCACAGGAACAAAAUCAAAAGUGCUCAACCUAGGAUCAUACAAUUAUUUAGGAUUCGGUGAUCCUGUUGGUCCAUGUACUGAAGCUACGGAAAAAAUGACUCAGAAAUUUGGUGUUGGUAUAGCAAGUCCUAGGCAAGAGGCUGGAAGUUUGAUACUACACAAAGAACUGGAAGAUUUGGUUGCUGAAUUUGUUGGUCAAGAGGCAGCUAUAGUUUUUAGCAUGGGAUUUGCAACAAAUUCCCUCAAUAUUCCUUGUCUUGUCGAUAAAGAAUGCUGUGUAAUUAGUGACGAGUUGAACCAUACAAGUCUUGUUCUUGGUUGUCGUUUGACUGGAGCGACAGUUCAUCGUUUCAAGCACAAUGAUAUGGAAGAUUUGGAAAGAAUUCUACAAGAUUCUGUUGUUUAUGGGCGGCCACGUACACAUCGUCCAUAUAAAAAAAUCCUGGUUGUAGUUGAAGGUAUUUACAGUAUGGAAGGAAGUAUUCUGCAUCUUCCCGAAGUGAUUGCCCUAAAGAAAAAGUACAAAGCUUAUUUGUACUUGGAUGAAGCACACAGUAUUGGUGCGCUGGGUCAAAUGGGUCGUGGUGUAGCUGAUUAUUUCGGUGUUGACCCACAUGAUAUUGACAUUGCUAUGGGUACAUUCACAAAAAGUUUUGGUUCAUGUGGUGGUUAUUUAGCUGGAAAUCGAAAGUUAAUUGACUAUCUACGUUCAACAUCGCAUAGUGCUGCUUAUGGCGGUAGUAUGCCAGCACCAAUCGCUCAACAGAUUAUAUCAGCAAUGCGAAUUAUUAUGGGAAAAGAUGUUCCUGGUGAAGGUGAACGAAGAUUGAAAUGCUUGGCUCAGAAUACUCGUUAUUUUCGUGCACGACUACAUGAGAUGCGUUUAAUUGUUUAUGGGAAUCGUGAUAGUCCAGUUGUGCCAGUAAUAAUUUGUAUGCCAGCUAAACUAGCUGCUUUUUCAAGGAGAUGUUUAGAAUUGGGAUUAGGUACAGUAGUUGUUGGUUUUCCGGCUACUACUCUACUUUUAUCCAGAGUAAGAUUUUGCAUUUCAUCAUCGCAUACACGAGAGUUAUUAGAUAAAGCGUUGAGUAUAAUUGAUCAAGUUGCUGAAGAAUUAAGUCUACGCUAUAGUACACAGCCAAUUCCACAGUGGGCUGAAGAAAUUCUUUAUGAGAAUAAAACUCGUGCUUAUGCAAAGAUACCAAUGAAAAAUGCGGAAUUAAUACACACUUUUAAUGAUGUCUAUAUAUUUGGAAUCUGUCUUGACCAGCAGUUAUGUACAUUACUUUGUUUUGAUAAGCAUGCUCUAGGAAUCCUUCUUAUAUAA
Messenger RNA from Heterobilharzia americana, 1674 nucleotides. The record is from the annotation of a GenBank genome assembly. Lineage: Eukaryota; Metazoa; Platyhelminthes; Trematoda; Strigeidida; Schistosomatidae.